AUGUAUUCAAGGGGUGAAAUAUCGUUAGAACUAAUUGAGUCAACAAUUCUUGAACCAAUUGAAGAAAAGUAUUUGUUAAAUGUUUCAGCAAUUGUUUUAGUAUCUGUGAUUUCGAUAUUAUUCUCAACUAUUUUACUUUGUAUUCCCUGAGUGCUCUUUCUUUUUGGAUUAACUAUGUCCCUAAUUCCAGUCCAUAUAUUUUUUUAAAUUAAAAAAAUUUUGGUAAUAAUUUUUCUUGCUCAAUUUUAUAAGUUUGCCAAGUUUAUUGCUAUAUCUUCUGUAUUCCAAAUUAGAAAUUCAUUAUUACUUCCUAACUGUUUCCUAUAUAGUCGUUUUUUGUUUAAUAGACACUUUUAUUGCUGAAGUGAUCCAUGGUUUAAGGCUAAAACUGACAUGACCUUGUCUUGAUAAUUUCUUAAGUGGUGCAUGAUUUUCAAUCACCUCUGAAAUCUUGCAGUAAAAGCUGUGAAAAAUAUCAUUCACAUUAUUAUUUUGUGGUAACGUUACAUUCCAAUCAAUUGAAGAAACUUCAUUAAUCAAAUAAGCCUCAUCAAAAUUAGCAUAGUCUCUCUUAAAAAUAUUUGUUUUAGAAAUUUUACUUAUGUUUUUAUGAAUUAUAAGGAAAAUUGGUAAAUGGUCAGUUAAAUCUGAAAAUAUAUUUCCACUUAUAGUAUGAUAGCCUAAUGAAUUUAUAAAGAUAUUAUCAAUUAAAGUUGCACUAUGAUGAGUUAUUCUAGUGGGUUGAAUGAUUUUAGGAUGGAGAUUGUAUGUAAACAUGGUAUUAACAAAACUUUCAGUUGGACCAUGUGUUUCAUAGUUUAGUAGAUUAAUAUUAAGAUCUGCCAUUAAUAUUAAUAAUUUAUUCUCAUUAGCAAUUUUGUCAAGGAUAGAGUAUAAAUAAUUAGUAAAAUUUUCAAGGUUUGCUUUUGGGUGUCGAUAUAAAACACCACAUGUUAUUCCCCGAUCAUGACCUUCAAUAUCAAUCCACAAUGCUUCGAAUUCAUUUUUUGAAGUGCAUAGAUCAUCUCUUUUCGAGUAUUUUAAAUUAUUGUUCACAAAUAAUCCAACCCCACCAGCUUUUAUAGAGAAGGUUGUGAUAAAAAAUUAUACCCACUAAUGUCAGUAUUAAUUAUACAAUCUUGUUGCUGUUUUAUCUUUGUUUCCGAAAUUCCAAUCACAGAAAAUGGAAACUUUAAUUGGGAGAGUAGUAAAGAAAGUUUAUCAAUAUUGGCUGCAAGACUCCUAAUAUUACAGUGUAUGGUUGAAAAAAGAUCAUGUUUGUAUAUUUGAUAUAUUUAGUUAUCAAGUAUAAGUUGCUUCAUCUUUGAACAUGAUAAUAACCUCAUAAUAACCUCAGUCAUCACAAUACUAGACAAAAACAUAAUCUUCAUUUCACAUUUAAUAAAUUAUCAUUUUCAAUCAGAUCCCAAGGACCAAAAAUUUGGAAUUCAAUUCCGUAUACUCUUCGUAAUUCGCUAAAAUAUUUUAAUUAUAAGCGUAUUUUGAAGGAUUACUACUUGUCUCUAGCUUAUUAACUAUAUUAACCAACAACUGAUAUUCUUUGUUGUUUUAUUGUCAUUUCGCACUUUGAUAUUUUGUACCCAGUGUUUUGUAUUUAAUAAUUGUUCACUUCUCUUCUAAUUAUUACUAUAACUGUAAUCAGUAAUCAGGAAAUUUGGCUGUCCAUCUAUAUAGCCAUAUAAGCCUCUGUAAUUUAAUUAUUCAUGAAUAAAGACCAUUAUUAUUAUUAUCUUUUUCUAAAUGGCUCUAGCACGAUGAAGAUGUGAAGCUUCUUGGACAAAAAAUCGAAGUGUCACAGAUCAUCGGAGCUGCGCAUGCUCCGCUGGCAACACAGUUUCCUCAACGACCCUUACAUCAACAAGAACCUGAACCCGAUUACACUUGGAAGAUAGCAAACUUUACAAGAAAGCUUGCUCAAGCAAAAUCUGACAAUGAGUAUGGUAGGAUUGAAAGUGAACCUUUUUUCACAAGUUAUGGUUACAAAAUGAAGCUUCUUGUCAAUUUUAAUGAAGCGCCAUCUGGUUACGCAGGCUACAUGGGUGUUUACUUAAUUUUAAUGAAAAGUGAUCGAGAUGGAACCCUACCCUGGCCUUUUACAAAGCGUUACAAAUUUGGUCUUGUUGAUCAGCAAGAUGAUCUCGAGCAAAGACAAAACAUUGAGGCGGCAUUUACUCCAACUGGACAUGAGGAAAACUUUAAGAGACCAAGGCAGCGUGAGAAUAAACUAGGUAUGGGAAACCCUCAGUUUGUUAAACACUCCACUCUACGUACUCGUCAGUACAUUAGAGACGACGCUGUAUACAUCAAGAUCCAGGUAGAUUCAUGA
Molecule: messenger RNA, 2347 nt
Organism: Paramuricea clavata
Lineage: Eukaryota; Metazoa; Cnidaria; Anthozoa; Malacalcyonacea; Plexauridae
Source: the annotation of a GenBank genome assembly